GAACUCCCUCACUGUCUCACUCAAUGGCUAUUUGGAUUGAAAGCGGGGCAAUGUUUGAAGCGACUGCCCUGGCAUUACACAAUUGACCCCAUUACUAUCGAAACCAUAGGAUUCAUGGCUGGAGCUUGAAUACACAGCUAUGCGUUCCCAUCUCACUCGCGGGGUUUUCCAGGCGAUCGUGGAAAACAGGCCAUACGUCCAUUCUCAAUGUUCUAGACAAUUAACUCUCCUGUUGUCCUCUCGCCAACCCCGAAGAUGUCCAUUCCUUAUCACCCAGAGCCGAACCGCAUUCUCCCUUCCCUUUCUCCCACGCGCAGACAAUGUCACAAAGUCUCAGCUUACGGACAAUGGAGCCAAGCAGAUGAUGGAAUUGGUAAAUGCGCUGGAGCAGAAGACCCUGCCGCCACCACCUUUCAUUCUUGCCAAGGCCUUUAUGGCGUUUAUUCAAGAGCGAGGAGAGUCGAUGGCCGUUUUAACCCAAAAUCAAGUCCGAUUCUUGCUACAGACUUUCCAGCAUUUAGUCAACGAAUACCCAUACAAAGGGGCCCGGGGAUCCGUGCGCACAGUUUUGGGACUUGAAAGCCUGGAAAAUACGAUGUUUGUUUUGGCUCAGGCGGGAUGCGAGCCCGAUGCGGUCGAGCUUUUGAAUAAACUGGCCAAGGCGAUAUACAUACAGAUCUCCCAUCGGAAUGAGCGGGCUGAGUCACCACAUCUGGAACCCACCCCGGUAAUUCUCAGGUCAUACGUCUCAAUACUGGCCUCUACAGGAUCACCACUGGAAGCCCUAAAUAUAGUUGAGACAUACUGGGAAACGGUCCUUAGCCCUGAAGGAAUCAUACCGUGGCUUGAUAUCAUCAGUGGUCUAGCCAAAGAGGGCAAAGAAUCAGAGAUCCCGGUAGUGAUGGGAAAGAUGGAUCGUUGCGGUGUCGUCUUGGAUCCGAACUCUCACGAGGAAAUGGUUAAGUUGCUUGCAGCAGAAAAUAACGUUGACGCUCUGAGGAAGCUUUUCGAGCUAGAGCUUCCCAAUGGCCUCCAACCUACCGCUACGUCCACUGCAUUCGCGAUAGCAACUGCUGUCCGAAACUCCAUGGUCGAUUGGGCAAGCCAGUUGAGCGAAUCCUUCCCCGCAUACCCGACACCAGAAAGCCGAGACGCGAUGCUUCUCUUAGCUGCAGCGAAAUCCGAGGGAGCGGAAAACAUCCAGAAAAUUCUGGACAGUAUGUCUGCGAGAAAUCCCGAAAUCAAGACCUCCAUGACCAUUGCCACCUUCAACCCACUCUUGGAACACGCAAACAUGACCAACAGACUGGAUCUGGUGGAUGAGUACGCUGAGCUCGCACGAAAGUGGGGCCUCCAGGCGGAUGCGCAGACCUAUAUGCUAAUGAUGGAUUCGAAGUUGCGGGAGGGGGACCUUGACGGAGCUAUCGCUCUCUUUGCAAACGUUGACCCCGAGGGUCUCGCCGAGCAAACUGAUGUUGUCAUGUUGAAUAGAAUUCUCCGACAGCUUUGCUCCACCCAAUACGUCGACGUGGACUACGAUACCAUACUGUCAUUCGUCGACCGCCUAAUCGAAGCAAGGGGGCGUUUUGAAGCCGAAACGCUCGGAGCACUCUGUCAAGUCCUCCUCUCUCGUCACGAACUAGAAAGUAUUUCCGGACUCCUCCGCCCCGUCAUCGAUCAGUAUAAUGCCGACGAACUAUCCACGAUCAGCGAAUCUUUCGUCAAGUACAUCUCCGAUCAGAAUCAGUCUACGGAAGACGCCUGGGAAGCCUACGAGCUGCUGAACAUGGCAUUUCCCAACACCUCAGUCCGCAUAAGGACGGAUAUUAUGACUCAAUUCUUCGAGCGUGGCCGUUCGGAUCUCGCAUGCCUCGUUUUCGGACACAUGAGACAGAAGGAGCGCGGGCCCAGGCGUCCCACCUCGCACACGUAUGCGAUGUGUCUACAGGGGAUAUCCCGUGCUGCCGACUCCCAGGGCCUACACCUCGUGCACAAUAUGUUGAAGCUCGAUCUCGAAGUCGGAUUGACCACCAAGGUGCUCAACGGGCUGAUGCUCGCAUACGCUGCGUGCGGUAUGCCCGAGAAAGCGAUGGGAUUCUUCCGCGAGAUCCUUCACUCCGAAGAAGGGCCCUCGGAACAGACCCUGAUGAUAUUCUUCCGCGUGUGCGAGACGUACCAUAGCGGCGUAGAAGAAGCCACGAAGAUGCUGGACAAGUUGAAAUCGUUGGAUGUACGGAUCGACAGGGGUAUAUACAAUGCGUACAUCGGCGCGUUGGCUGGACACUGCCAGGUGGAGAAGGCGACGGAGGCGAUCCAGGCUAUGGAGUCGAAGAUCGGUGCUGGACCGAGCACUCAGACCCUUGGGACCUUGUAUAAUGCUAUUCCCUUCCAGUAUUGGAAGGAUCAAGUCGAGGAGUGGGCGCAGGCGACUUAUCCCGGACUAUGGGAGGAACUCGAACAGCGAGGACGCCAUGAAGAUGAGGAGGGACUAAAGAGUUUCGACAUCAAUAGGAAUAUUGAUGUUUAACGCUAUGUAUGUGUGUAGGUCAGGGAAAUAUCGAUAUUUCCAUUUUGUGAUAUGCUUGGGAUGCUCCAUAUCUUGUCAUGUAUAUUUUCUCUCUCUUUUACCUUUCUUUUCCCUUUUUUAUUCGUUUCUUUAACUUAUCAUGCUGUUGUCUAGGAGGCUCUGUAACAUGCAUAUCAGUGUCCACCUGAAACACACACCGACCACCUUGUUUGCACAGGUAUCAUUGUACCACCAGUUGCUGUACUUCCCUUUUAUGUUGUUACAUACUUGUAUAUUUGAUGGAUUAGGGCAAAAAAAGGGCAAACAGCAUCAAAAAAAGUUUUUAUGUAAAAUCAG
Messenger RNA from Coccidioides posadasii C735 delta SOWgp, 2863 nucleotides. RefSeq lists its product as uncharacterized. Gene Ontology annotation, molecular function: protein binding. NCBI's taxonomy places the organism in Eukaryota, Fungi, Ascomycota, Eurotiomycetes, Onygenales, Onygenaceae. The record is from RefSeq and is a predicted model, not a curated record.